Messenger RNA from Triticum turgidum subsp. durum (durum wheat), 777 nucleotides. The record is from the annotation of a GenBank genome assembly. NCBI's taxonomy places the organism in Eukaryota, Viridiplantae, Streptophyta, Magnoliopsida, Poales, Poaceae.
AUGGCGGCGACGGCGACGAAGCUGAGCAGCGGCCACGAGAUGCCGGCUGUGGGGCUCGGCGUCUGGCGGAUGGACUCCGCCGCCGUCCGCGGCCUCAUCCACUCCGCCCUCCGCGCCGGCUACCGCCACUUCGACUGCGCCGCUGACUACAAAAACGAGGCUGAAGUUGGCGAUGCGCUCGCGGAGGCGUUCGAAACUGGGCUUGUCAAGAGAGAGGAUCUUUUCAUCACAACCAAGUUGUGGAACUCAGAUCACGGUCAUGUGGUCGAAGCCUGCAAGGAUAGCCUGAAGAAGCUGCGAUUGGAUUAUCUAGAUCUCUACCUUAUUCACUUCCCUGUAGCUACUAAGCAUACUGGAGUUGGCACAACUGGCAGUGCUCUUGGUGAUGAUGGUGUGCUUGAUAUCGAUACCACUAUCACAUUGGAGACAACGUGGCAUGCAAUGGAAGAUCUUGUUUCCAUGGGACUUGUUCGUAGCAUCGGAAUUAGCAACUACGACAUAUUCCUCACCAGAGACUGCUUGGCCUACGCUAAGAUAAAGCCCGCGUCCCUGGCUGAGAAAUACGGCAAGACGCCGGCCCAGCUGGUCCUCCGGUGGGGCCUCCAGAGGAACACGGUGGUCAUCCCCAAGACCUCCAAGGUAGAGAGGCUGGAGGAGAACUUUGCGGUCUUCGACUUCGACAUCUCCGUCGAGGACAUGGAGAAGAUCAAGGCCCUCGACCGCAACUACCGCACCAACCAGCCGGCCAAGUUUUGGGGCAGCAAUCUCUACGCUUGA